This is a messenger RNA of Prorocentrum cordatum, 371 nucleotides long. NCBI's taxonomy places the organism in Eukaryota, Dinophyceae, Prorocentrales, Prorocentraceae. The record is from the annotation of a GenBank genome assembly.
CUGGACGCAGCGGCGGCUGGAGAGCGGACCGCCCUGGCGAAGGGCGCGGAGGAGGCUGCCAAGGUUGAGCGCUUGGCCUGGCAGAGUCGUUCUGAACGUCAGGAGGCCUUGCUUAAGGCCCGUGAGAAGGUCAAGCAGGCCGAGGCUGCCUUUGCCGAAGCCUCAUCGCACCUCGAGGUCGCCCAGUCCGCCCACACCGUCGCCAAGGAGAAGAAGGACAGGUUCGACGAGGAUGCGUUCAAGAAGCAGAAGAUGGAGGCGCUCAGGGCGUUUCUGGAGCAGGCCCUGCACCCGAAGAUGCCCGUGAAGUACUUGGUAAACUACAUACUUUGGGAGAUGAUGACCUUCGGAAGCUCGCCGACAGCACCAAG